Lentinula edodes (shiitake mushroom) is the source of this 1077-nucleotide messenger RNA. RefSeq lists its product as uncharacterized. Bases 1 to 1077 code for a protein of 358 amino acids. The transcript has 5 exons. Lineage: Eukaryota; Fungi; Basidiomycota; Agaricomycetes; Agaricales; Omphalotaceae. The record is from RefSeq and is a predicted model, not a curated record. Gene Ontology annotation, biological process: protein O-linked glycosylation via mannose. Gene Ontology annotation, molecular function: glucuronosyltransferase activity; xylosyltransferase activity.
AUGUGGUCUCGAGACUCUGCUAUGGAAGGAGCCCUUUUAAUCAAGACCAUCUUAAUGUAUACCACGAGCCCAAUAGAACUCCAUAUUAUUUGCGACCAAUCAGCCCGAGACUUUCUGGAAACAAGAUUCUCGUUGUUGACUGGUCCAUCUUACCCUCUCAAAAUCCGUUUCUAUCAACCUUCACUACAAAGUAUGAAGGAUAGGAUAGCUCGAGAAGGUUCAAUACGGAGUGAUCAUGCAGCAGGUCUUCCUGGUUUAAUGAAGCUCUUCAUCCAUGAGAUUCUUCCUGCAAGCGUCAAGAAAUCCAUCUACAUAGACACCGACGCUAUCUUCAUUUCCGAUCCAACCUUAUUGUGGAACGUAUUUUCCCAACUUAAACCCACCACCGCCUUUGUCAUGUCGUACCACCCCGAUCAGGAUUCACCUGUAUGGCACCAAGCUUCGCGAAUAUGCAGCUGUGUCAUGUUGUUGGAUCUAGAAAAGUUGCGCAAAUUGCGUUUGAUGGACUCGAGUGUGUACAGGGAGGUGACGGAUGAUUCCUAUCCUCCAGCGUUGUCCCCUCCUACCUUUCGCGCCAUGUAUGGCGAACCAGGGCCGGAUGGGUACAAGAACGUCAAGCUGGGUGAUCAAGGUUAUUGGUGGGCCAUUGUUGAUAGCAGGAAGGAUAUUUUCGAACCAUUGAGCUUUGACUUCGAAGUUACCAGCUGUUUAAUGGACACAUAUAGUAUCACAUUAGGUGAAGAUGGUAUAUCUGAAGUCCAUGAAUUACCCAGGCAAAGUCAUGUCAAGGGAACUCCUCAGGAGGGUGCUCUGAUCCGCCCAAAAGUCCUUCAUUUCAACUGCCUUCAUGGAACCGAUGUAUAUAUGAAUUGGGAGGGAUGGUCAAACUCCACCGAGGCGGUGACGCGGCGUUGGGGACCUGCCUUAUCCUAUCAUCAUGGUUACAAAUGGAUUUGGCUUAACCGGAGUGUAAAGACCAACAACUCUGGUGACAAAUUAGUGGACAUUAGUGCCAAUAUCAACGUCGUAUUCGAAGAUCUGCAGUUUGCUCGAAAUCAUGCCAUUGCCAACAAAUAG